Molecule: messenger RNA, 3470 nt
Organism: Patiria miniata (bat star)
Lineage: Eukaryota; Metazoa; Echinodermata; Asteroidea; Valvatida; Asterinidae
Gene: kri1
Product: protein KRI1 homolog
Exons: 16
Coding region: 96-3305 (1069 amino acids)
Biological process (GO): endonucleolytic cleavage in ITS1 to separate SSU-rRNA from 5.8S rRNA and LSU-rRNA from tricistronic rRNA transcript (SSU-rRNA, 5.8S rRNA, LSU-rRNA)
Cellular component (GO): 90S preribosome; nucleolus
Source: RefSeq, a predicted model, not a curated record
GGUGAAACAUGGUCGGGUGUUUGCCUCGAAACGAGUCACUUGCACAUCUUGUACGUAUGUAGGCUUUCGUGUACCAGACUACUCCAGAAUCCAGCAUGUCGGGCAGCGAAGACGACUUGGAGUUUCGUAUCAAUACGAAAUUUGCCGAAAAUUACGAUAAAUGGAGGAGAAAGGAAGAGCUGCAAAAAUUAAAAGACAGAUACGGGGAGAACUUUGCUGAAGAAUCUUCCAGUUCGUCAUCAGAAGAGGAAGAUGAGGAUGCGGAGGGUCUUACAGCACAAAUUGAGAAAGACUUCUUGAAGACACUGUCCUAUGUCAAGAGCAGAGAUCCACGGAUAUACGACAAGGAUGCAACGUUCUAUCAUGAACAGGAAUCGUCGUCUGAUGGAAGCUCUGGUGGAGAUGCCCCGCCCACAAAGAAGAAGAAAGAAAAGGGGAAACAAGUAAAGGAAGACAAACCGGUCUUCCUGAAGGACUACGAGCGCCAGAUUAUCACGGAGAAGGGUGGUCGCUAUAGCGAUGAAGAAUAUGAGGAGGAGGAGGAUGAGGAACAGUUUGGAAGAGCAGCGUCUCUGACCUACGUCCAGGAACAAAGAGCGAUCAAGGACAGUUUUCAAAAGGCAUUGCAGAGCAGCGACGAAAGCGAUGAUGAUAUCCUCUUGAAGAAGAGGCCGAAAACACCCAGAGAGAGGAAGGCAGAAGAGGAGGAGUACAUCCAGUGGAUGAAAGGACGGAAGGAGACGGUGGACGAUGAGAAGACAGCUCAAGAUGCAGCAGAGAUGGAAGCUUUGAAAAGAUACUGGACCGAUCCAUCUCUGGAGGAGGGGGAGAAAUUCUUACGCGACUUCAUUCUGAACAAAGGGUACAAGGCGAAAGAUGAGGAGGGAGAUGAGCCCGGCAUUGAGCUAGAGGAGGCAGAUUUCUCGGAGGAGGAACGUCUUCUAGACACCCAGGAUGAAUUUGAGAGGAAAUACAACUUCCGUUAUGAGGAACCAGAUUCAGAAUUUAUCAAACGCUACCCACGGACGAUGGCCAGCUCGGUGCGAGUCAAGGACAACAAGAGAGCCGUUAAGAGACAGGAUAGGAAGGAGAGAAAACAACAGGAUAAGGAACGUAAAAAGGAGGAGCUGAAACAGCUGAAGAAUCUCAAGAAGCAAGAAAUCCUGGACAAGUUGGAGAAGCUACGUCAAGUGACGGGCAACACUGCCGUCGGCUUUGAGGACAUGGAUCUAGAAGGGGACUUUGAUCCGGAGCAACACGACAACGCCAUGCAGAAAAUUUUCAGUGAGCAGUAUGACGCCUUGCCUGAGGAAGACACAAAGCCUGAAUUUGAGCAUGAAGACUGGGAGGAUGAGAAUUGGGAUGAUUGGGAUGGCCAGGACUAUGGAGAGGAGGAAUAUUAUGAAGGAGGCGAGGAAGAGCAAUACUGUGAAGACCCAGAUUUUAACAUGGAUGCAGAUUAUGACCCGUCUCUCUCCAAGCAAGCCAACAUGGAACGCAGGGCUGCCUUGCAGCAGGAACUGAUCGGUUCGUCCAAGAAAAAGAAGAAGAAGAAGUUGUCUAAGUUUGCUGAGGUCUUGAAGACCAAGAAACCUGUCUUCAAUCCUGAUGACAGAACUUACGAGGAGUACAUCGAGGAGUUCUACAAGUUGGACUAUGAGGACAUGAUCGGGGACAUUCCUUGCCGAUUCAAAUAUCGUAAAGUUGUCCCCAACGACUUUGGCUUGACCACGGAGGAGAUACUGUCAGCUAAGGAGAGAGAGUUGAACCAAUGGGCCUCACUCAAGAAAACCUGCCAGUACAGAACGGAAGAAGAAGAGGAAAGAGACAGGAGGAUCUUUGCCAAGAAAGCCCAAAAUGAAGCCAAGAAGCGACGGGUCUUCCUUAGUCUCUUGGAGAAACCGAGUGACAGUGAAGACAGUGGAGAUGAAACAAAACCAAAGAAGGUGUCCAAUACUGCCAGCAAACAGCCCACGUCCCAAACCAAAAAGUUAGGAAGGAAAACUGCAAAGGCUUCAACCAUUCCCAGCUCACCCGAGAAGCAAAAAUCUGAGCCAGGCAGUCCAUCUAAAAAGGUCAAAACAGACCCAUCUUCUACCAGGAGCAGUGGCAGAUCAGUUAACAGAAACCUUGAGGAAGCACCAAAGUCAGAAACAAAUUCAACGGGAGUCCAAAACCCAGCGAACCUUGAAAACGUCUCUAAGAAAAAGGGCACAUCGAAGAAGACUAGAAAGGCCUCAAAGGGAACUGAUCCUAAACCAGACUCAUCCAAGUCAACAAUUCCCACUGAGAAAAGCACCAGGGGUAAUACCAGGGGAUUCAGCACUUCAAUAAAACAAAGAGUGGACGUUGUGAAGAACGAGAAAUCUGAGCAAUCUGGUAACAAAGACGUCCAUGGAGAAAGGACAAAUGCUGCAAAGCCUCUUAUAAAGAAACGGAAAAGGAAAAGGAGUCAUAGUGAGGACAAGCCUAAACUCAAGAUUAUUGACGCUUACGCUAGUGAAAUUUUGGACAUUCCUGGUCUGUCCAACAUCAAGAAGAAUGCUGCAUCACGCACUGAUCCCACCUCUGCCACCAAAACCAGCGAUAACACACAUAGGACAGAGAAAAACCAGAAAACAAAAGUGGGAAAAACUCAGAACAAUUCAGACAUGGAUACCAAAAGCAAAGCAAGUAUUCAUUUGGAACCACCUCAAACAGAUUUGCAAUCUCCAGGCAGGACUGACUCGAAGAAGCGGAAAAGGAAACGGAAAAAUAGUGAGCAGCAGUCUGAACCAACUCCAAAGCAGAGCCACAAAGAAACCCAAAACAACAAGCACAAUGUUUCUGAAACCAUCUCAUCGAAACCAUCCACGGAAACAACUCCAAGGAGCAAGUCGGACUUCGCAAGCAUCAAGCAAAAGCUCAAAAAGAAGCCACUGACGAUGGAAUCCACAAAGAAAGACCAAGCAUCCAGUAAAGUUGUAAAAGUUUCAGACGGAAAAGGCAAAGAUGCCUCCAAGAACAUUCAGCCUGCAUCAGCAGCGUCACCUUCAUCUAAGAAGAAACAGAGCAAGAAACAAAGCGCUCAGCAGAUUUCAGCAGCCGCAGCAGCCAGCGGCACCUCCAAAAGCAACAGGACUCGCAACAAGAACCGCAACAGGAGACUCGCAAAGAAACAGAAAUCACCCCAAGCUGUGACGGGUACCACCGUUUCUGACGCUAGACUCAAAGCGUACGGGAUCAAUCCUAGAAAGCACGGAUACAGAAUGAAGUACUUGAGAGAACAAGAAGCCAAAAAACAAAAACAAAAUAAAGAGUCAUAGAGCUGCAUGCGUGAGAUUUUUUUUCAGACUUCAUGAUGACAUCAGACUUUUUUAAUCUGGGAGAAAGACAUUAUCAAUAAAAGAAAUAAAUGCAUCAAACUUUUCAUCAAAUUUUCGGCCUUUUUUUUUUAACUGACAAUAUUAUCCUUUAGUUGCUUAGGCCCC